Molecule: messenger RNA, 2209 nt
Organism: Chenopodium quinoa (quinoa)
Lineage: Eukaryota; Viridiplantae; Streptophyta; Magnoliopsida; Caryophyllales; Amaranthaceae
Product: berberine bridge enzyme-like 15
Exons: 1
Coding region: 185-1783 (532 amino acids)
Molecular function (GO): FAD binding; oxidoreductase activity
Source: RefSeq, a predicted model, not a curated record
AUAAUUUAAGUUACAUGUUGACACGUAUGUCAGUCAAAUUGUUAAAAUUAUUCUGGAACAAAGGAUAAUUACUAACACGCAAAUGUUGUAUCUUCCUGCCUUAUGAGUUUUACCUGUUUUACCUACUACUUUAGAGAGUUUAUAAGUAUUCCGUCUUUUUGUUUACAAAACAAUAUUAUCUUAUAUGAUGUCUUACCUGAAAGCCUCAAUCCUUGCUCUAUUACUACUUCCAACUCUGUUAUCCUCUUCCUUUGCAACUUCACAAUCUCUUGAUGAAUCCUUUAAACAAUGCCUCAACCAAAACUCCAAGCUUCGAAUCCAGUUCUCCAAUACAUUUUUCACUGCAAAAAAUCCCUCCUUCACAUCUGUUUUAAACUCUACUAUCAUGAACUUCAGGUAUUUGCUGCCUUCAGUACAAAAACCUUUGAUUAUUUUCACCCCUUUACAUGAAACCCAUAUUCAAGCAGCUGUUAUAUGCUCAGAACAACUCGGAAUUCACCUAAGAAUCCGCAGUGGAGGCCAUGAUUACGAGGGUGUCUCUUUUGCAUCUGAAAUUGACCACCCUUUUAUAAUUGUAGACCUUGUUAAACUCCGAAACAUCAGUAUUGAUAUCGAAGAUGAAACUGCAUGGGUUGAAGCAGGCACCACUAUUGGUGAAUUCUAUUACAGAAUUGCUGAAAAAAGCAGAGUUCAUGGCUUUCCAGCUGGUAUCUUUACCAGUUUAGGCAUGGGUGGGCAUAUUACAGGAGGAGCAUACGGAUCUAUGCUAAGAAAGUUUGGCCUUGGAGCUGAUAAUGCCAUUGAUGCCCAUAUAAUCGAUGUGAAUGGUCGGGUUCUUGAUAGAAGAUCCAUGGGAGAAGAUCUCUUUUGGGCUAUCUGUGGAGGUGCAGGAGGAAGUUUUGGGGUUAUUGUUGCUUGGAGACUCAAAUUGGUUCGUAUACCGCCUACUGUGACUUAUUUCAUGAUUAACAAAACCAUGGAAGAAGAUGACAUCAAGGUCUUAGAUAAAUGGCAACAUGUAUGUGAUAAAUUUGAUGACAAUCUCUUGGUUAAAGUCACUAUGCAGGCAACAAAUCCUAAUGAAGAAGGCGAAAUAAACGUGACAAUAAAAUAUCAAGGUCUGUUCCUUGGCAAAGCCAGUAGACUGCUUCGAAUCAUGGGAAGAAAGUUUCCGGAACUAGGUGUUUCAAGAAAGGAUUGUCUUGAAAUCACAUGGAUUGAAUCGGUGUUAUACAUGGGUGGAUACCCAAAUGGAACAUCUCUUGAUAUUUUACUUCAGGCAAAGUCAUCUUUUAGGACCUUCUUCAAAGCAAAGUCUGAUUUUGUCCGAAAGCCAAUUCCUGAAACUGCAAUCACAGAGCUUUUGAAAAGGUUGAAACAAGACAGUAGUGUUGUAAUAUUCACCCCUUAUGGUGGAAAGAUGAACAGAAUCUCAGAAUCUGCAAUUCCCUUCCCGCAGAGGAAGGGUACCGUGUAUAUGAUCCAGUACCUUACGAUUUGGCAAGACGGGAAAAAGAGUGAAAAACUGCACAUGAAAUGGAUUAGGAAGCUGUACAAGUUCAUGAAGCCUUAUGUCAGUAAAAAUCCUAGAAGUGCAUAUGCAAAUUAUAGGGACUUUGAUUUAGGGAUGAAUGAGCUAGGGAACACAAGCUUUAAGAAAGCAGGUGCUUGGGGUUAUAAAUACUUCAAGGGAAAUUUCAAGAGAUUGGUACAAAUUAAGACUCAGAAUGAUCCUAAUAACUUUUUCAGACAUGAACAAAGCAUUCCAGUUCUUGCAAUGUAGAUCGUUUUUUUUUUUCCAAUGGUGGUAGUAUCGAUCUCUUGCUGCCUCUGUUUCUCUUUUGGGUUUCGAACUUUCGAUUGGUCUAGCUAGGUUAAAUAAACCAACUCAAUUUAGAACUGGCAAAAAGUCGUGUCGUGUUCGUGUUUGGUCUCGUGUCAAUUUCAUGUCGUUCAUAAAAUCUAUCAAAAACUAUGUAAUGUGUAAGAUAAAUGCAUAGUUUGACCACUUUAUCUAAAUGGGUCGUGUUCGGGUUGGUUUUGUGUCGUGUCAUGUCAUGUCUAUUUCGUGUUUUCUCUCAAUAACUUUGUGUUCAUGUCGUGCCAAUUUCGGUCGUGUUGUGUCGGUCAGAUAUUGUCAGCUCCCAACGCUACUGUUGUUCAUAUAAUUCAACUCUCUAUAUAUUUAUAGAUCGAAGUGUUUAUGUAA